Messenger RNA from Phyllostomus discolor (pale spear-nosed bat), 4433 nucleotides. It is a transcript of the gene EMILIN2, whose product is annotated as elastin microfibril interfacer 2. The record is from RefSeq and is a predicted model, not a curated record. Gene Ontology annotation, molecular function: protein binding. Lineage: Eukaryota; Metazoa; Chordata; Mammalia; Chiroptera; Phyllostomidae.
CCCUUCUCCCAAACCCUUUGGCCCUUUCACCCCAAACCCCUGCUGAGAGGCAAGGGGACUGGAGACAUGGAGUCGUGGUGGAGGGAGAAUCACGUUUCCGAGAGGGAAGUGAAAUAAAGAGGGCGGCACCCGGGGGGACCUGUGCGUCAUUGAGGGACCGAGCAGAAACGCGGGCGCUUUCCACGGGGGUGGAAAAGGAGAAGUGGGAGCAAGAAGCCAGAGAGGGCAGCCGCGGAGCGCGGUGGGGGCGCCGCGAAGCGUCCCAGCCUCCAGUCUUCUCCCGCCGCGCUCCUGCCAGCCGCGCUCAGGAUCCCGCAGGCGGGGCGUCCGCUGCACACAGAAUGUGGCCUCGGACACGGCCCCGGCCCCGCGCGUUCUGGCGUUGGGCGCUGGCCCUGCUGGCCCUGGGAGGCGCGGGGCUGUGCCAAGCCGGCCCGCAGCCCAGGCACCCCGCGCGGCCCAGUGCCAGGAACAAGAACUGGUGCGCCUACAUCGUGAACAAGAAUGUGAGCUGCUCUGUGCAGGAGGGAAGUGAGAGUUUUAUUCAGGCUCAGUACAACUGUGCCUGGAACCAGAUGCCCUGCCCGUCCGCGCUCGUGUAUCGCGUGAAUGUCAGACCCAGAUAUGUCACCAAGUACAAGAUGGUGACCCAGUUGGAAUGGAGGUGCUGCCCUGGCUUUAGAGGAGCAGACUGCCAAGAGGGUCCCAGAGACCCUGCGAAGACUCCGCGUCCCACACCUGCUCGGCCUCGAAACAGCUUGAAGAAACCCACGGACAAUGAACCAAGCCAAAUCUCAGAGCCCAAGAAGACACUGUCACCAACUCAUGCCACGGAACCAAGUCGGACAGUAGAUCCAAAACAGGGGCCCCAAGAACUUCAGGAUAAGAAAAUCCAGGUGCUUGAGGAGAAGGUUCUCCGACUCACAAGGACGGUUCUUGAUCUCCAGUCUUCCAUUGCUGGUGUGAAUGAAAACCUCAAACAUACCAUUCAGGAUGAUGCCAGCAAAAUGCUGGCAUCAUGGCUCAGUAACCUGCAUCCCCAGCCAGUGCCUGACAGUGCUGUUGGUAGAGACACGGAAACAGUCCAGCCUCCUGGUGUCCUCAACAAGAAAGAAUCUGGCAUGAAGGACAUCAAAUCUGAAUUGGCUGAAGUCAAGGAUGUUCUGAAGACCAAGAGUGACAAGCUGGAGGAGCUGGAUGGGAAAGUAAAGGGUUAUGAAGGGCAGCUCAAACAGCUCCAGGAGGCUGCCCAGGGCCCUACGGUCACCAUGACAACGAAUGAACUUUACCAAGCCUAUGUUGACAGUAAGAUUGAUGCCCUGAGAGAGGAGCUCAUGGAGGGAAUGGACAGAAAGCUGGCUGACCUGAAGAACUCGUGUGAGUACAAGCUGAUUGGCGUCCAACAGCCGUGUGAUGACUAUGGGAGCAGCUACCUGGGAGUGAUCGAGCUUAUAGGAGAGAAGGAAGCAAACCUGAAAAAAGAAAUAAAUGACCUCCGAGCCCAGCUACAAGAUCCUUCAGGCCCAUCAAAUUGCUGUGAUGGUAAAAAGACUGGUGACUUUGGGCAACAGAUCAAGGUAUUAGACCAGAAAAUUGAAAGAGUUGCUGAAGCCACUAGAAUACUAAAUGGGCGACUGGACAAUGAGUUUGACCGACCCAUCAUUCCAGAGCCAGACAUGGACUUUGAUGCAAGAUGGAAUGAACUGGAUGCAAGGAUCAAUGUGACAGAGAAGAAUGCAGAAGAACAUUGCUUUUACAUUGAAGAAACCCUUCGGGGGACCAUUAAUGGAGAGGUAGAUGACUUGAAGCAACUGCUUGAUGAGAAAAUACGGUCUCUGGAAGAACGUCUGGGGAGCAUCCUCCAAGAGAUGACCAACAACACUGAUGCAGAACUCAUUCCCCCAGCAUCAGUCCUACCAGGUGUGUCAGAGGCUGGGCAUGAACAGGUCAUGGUGGAAUUAAACCACCUGAAGAAUAAAGUUCAAGAUGUUGAGGAUAUUUGCCUGCAGAUCCAGGGAGAGCAUAAUGGUAUAAAAGACACUUUACCAAAUGGAGAAGACCACACAGUGAGUGAUAGUUUGAGCCUUUUGAAAUCUCUAAAUGAGACGAUGCAUAGGAAAUUUCAAGAAACGGAACGUAGCAUCCAGAAACUUCAACAAGAUUUUAGUUUUCUUUAUUCUCAAUUAAACCACACGGAAGAUGAUAUGAAUCAUCUUCAGAAUGAGCUGAGCAAGUGUAGAGAAGGUACAAAAGCUGGAGUGGGUGGGUUUUCUAAGGCGGGUGAACAAGAAAGGAUGGUGGAGCCAUCUCCCCGGGACACCAUCGCUCCUUGUUGCGUUCAACUGGAGGAGAGGCUGCAGAGGCUGCAGAGCCAGGUUCUCUCUGAGCUAGACACUUGUAAGGAAAAUACGCAUGGGGUCCAGAGGGAGGUCUCUGUGGUUGAGGACAGGGUGUCUCAGAUGGAGAAAACUUGCAGCAAACUGGACUCCAUCUCAGGAAGUCUUCAGAGGAUCAAGGAAGGGCUCAACAAGCAUGUCAGCAGCCUGUGGAGUUGUGUCAGGCAGAUGAACGGGACUCUCUGGUCACAUACCAGGGACAUUUCUGGCCUGAAGUAUUCUGUCCAGCAGUUCUAUAGCCAUGUUUUCCAGAUUUCUACUGACUUGCAAGAUCUGAUCAAAUUCCAGCCAUCAGCAACAGAGGAGCCCUCAGAAGCGCCCCCACCUCCACCCCGAAAGAAGGCCCCACAAGCUCCCGAGAAGCCCCCACAGCUGACAGAGGUCCCCACGGAGCCAUCUCUUCCGGAGCUGACCCCUCCGCCACUGCCAAGGCCCAGUGCUCCCCCACCUCCUGAGGACCAUGGACAACAGCUGCACACGGGCCAGCAGCCUGUUCUGCCCAAGAGACCCCAACAGCCACUGCCCCCGCCAGUGAGGCCCGGCUGGACAGGGCUGCCUGGCUCCACUGGGGACUUUAUGGAGACUGGCGAGGCUGGGCCUCCAGGGAGGAUGGGCGUGUCAGGGAGGGGCCUGCCCCACGGGGUGGAUGGCCAGUCUGGGCAGGUGCCCGUCCCCAGGACAGAAGGCUUCGCGGGAGCACCAGGAUACCCCAAGUCACCUCCAAUAGCCGCCCCAGGGGUUCCAGUGCCUUCUCUGGUGUCUUUCUCUGCGGGGCUCACCCAGAAGCCUUUCCCCAGUGAUGGGGGUGUUGUCCUCUUUAACAAAGUGCUGGUCAAUGAUGGGGACGUGUAUGACCCCAGCACCGGGAUCUUCACAGCUCCAUACGAUGGGCGCUACCUGAUCACGGCCACCCUUACUCCUGAGAGGGACGCGUAUGUGGAGGCUGUCCUGUCGGUGUCCAACGCCAGUGUGGCCCAGCUGCACACAGCUGGCUACAGAAGAGAAUUCCUGGAGUAUCACCGGCCCCCUGGGGCCUUGCACACUUGCGGGGGCCCAGGAGCAUUCCACCUCAUCGUGCACUUGAAGGCAGGGGAUGGCGUCAACAUCGUGGUGACUGGGGGCAGGCUGGCUCACACAGACUUUGAUGAAAUGUACUCCACAUUUAGUGGGGUUUUCUUAUACCCUUUCCUUUCCCACCUCUAGGGCAGUGGGAAAAGGAAAGGGGAGAGUUGUAAGAACUGGAAAGCUUUAAUAUAUUCACUUUAUCUAUGUAACUGGAGCACUGGUCUAGUUUUCUGUCGACAUCCCACCACCUCUCUCUGGCUUUGGAGGCCACAAGACCUUAGAGAUCCCAGCAGGCAGCAAGGAGUGAAAACACGCGGCCACCGACGUCCGUCUCUCCCACAGGCCCACUGAAGAGUUGGAUACACCCCUGCCUAUAAGCCAGUUUCUCUCCUGCAUUUCUCAAUCCCCAUCUCUGCCUUUGCCCCAAGGGGCCUGAGCUCAGCCCCCAAGGUGCUGCCUUGUAGGCCUAGGCCAUAGGAUCACGUCCCGCCGACUGAGAAGGGGAGAGCUGCUGGCUGCUGGCCAAAACUGGUACCUGUGGCUACAGUCUUUACCAGGGAGCAAGUCGACACCAUGUCUUUGUGUUUAUUUAUACUGCAUGCCGGAGAGAAGUUUAAACACUGAAGUGGCACGUGCCACCACACAGAGACCUGGAGGUUACGGUCUGGGCUGUCCCAGGUUUGCCUCACCACUGCUCACCUGGGCCUCUGUGCAGCCUCGAAGAGAUCCGAGAGACUGUUUGUACUGUUUGUGUAGCUUGUUGGGCUCCUUGAAUGACAUGUACAAUUUAAGUGCAAAGACAGGGAGUGUCAAUAAAGAUGUAAAACCACUAAAACACUUCCAAGUUACUUAAAUCUGGUUCCUAAUGGAUUGAGAGUUGUUGCUAAAAAGCGAACUAUAGAAGGGUAAUUGCCUUUUUUGGAUGCCUAUAGAAAGUAAGCUUGAAUAAAUUCACCCCCACCAUUUAACUUA